Molecule: messenger RNA, 4105 nt
Organism: Penaeus vannamei (Pacific white shrimp)
Lineage: Eukaryota; Metazoa; Arthropoda; Malacostraca; Decapoda; Penaeidae
Source: RefSeq, a predicted model, not a curated record
CGUUAUUUCAAUUUCAAUGACGGAAUCGGUUCGAUUUUUGUUACUAAACUGGACUCGUAGUGGCUUUCAAAACCGAAAUGUCUCAUCGUAAUAAUAUAGACCGAUUCGGUAAAGCGUCACUUUGUGAAAACAACCCCUCGUUCGUUCAUAAACUCACUGUGCGUGUUUACGGAUUCACUGUUUAUUCAAGAAUUUACUUCUUGAAUAAGCCAGAUUGGAAACUGCAAAGUGCGCGGUGGAAUUGUUGUUUAGAAGCAAAAACUGGGCGGCUACAUGUACAGAUUGAUACAAAAAUGCACGGCUGAGUAAGAGUUGCUGGCUUCAUCGGUCCAAUCAAACAGUCAUUGGCUUCAACUCAAGGAAUUCUCAGUUCGCGGUUGCUCCUUUAAGUCUCCAAUUAUGAAGUGGUGUGGCUGAGAGAAAAGAAUUUGUCCAGUUGGCGCGGCUAAGAUACCAAGUGCACAGCAAACUUCAAUCUGGUGCUGAAGAGUGUAGGCAUUGGUUGUUCGAACCUGAACCCACUGAGAAGCUGCCACAGAGGCCCAGCAAUUUUAUCCACCAGAAUACUUGCAAUGGGAGUUUGUUGGUUACAUCUGGGUAAAGUUGCAUUUUCAACCAAUAAUCCCCAUAGGUUGUUUUUUUGGGGUGAAUUGAGCAAUGCUCAUAAUCAGGAAUAAAUGGCAUAGACCCCCUAUCCUUCAGGCAACAAUCCUGGGGGCAUGUAAGGGAAUUUAGAGUACUGGAUGGUAGGAGAGGUAGGAAUGAGAACAGAUGUGAUGUAAAAUAAUGUGGUAUUUCUGCAUUUUGUCAUUUUUAGGGGACUGUCUCCCUUAAUCUCCUGCACAAGGGCUUGCAACCUGGAAUAUAUACCACAUAAGAUCAGCUAAAGCAGAGGCCCAACAAGGCAGUCACCAUGGGAGACGCAGUGAAGCGAUGGGUGAGCAUGCGCCUGCAUGAUGUGCUGGGCAUGAGUGACCCAGCCCUGGCCGAGUAUCUCAUCCGCCUGACGGAACGGAUGCCCAGCAUGACGCACGUGCUGGCCGAGCUGGAAGAUGAGAUCACAAUUGAUAGGGCUGUAGAGAAGUUCAUUGGCGAGCUUUGGGACAGGGUAAGAGGCGGCAGCGCCCAGUCAAGCGGCGGCGGCGGCGGCGCCGGAGGCAGCAAGCGCCAGGCAGCAGCAACAGCAGCCGCGGCCGCAGACAGCUCGGACUCUGAGGGCGAGGGCCCCAAGCUGAUCAAGAAAAGGCGCGGCGGGAGCUCCUCCAGCGACGACGGCAACGACGAGGAGCGGCAGCGCAGGCGCGACCUGCGGGAGAGGGACGAGUACGCCGAGCGGCUGCGCAAGCGCGACGAAGAGCGCACGCGCAACGUAGCCAACAAGGGCGAAGAGAAGGCCUUCGAGGAGGCCGCCAAGCGCCUCCUUCUGGAGAAGGAAGGCAGGGAGAAGAUCCUGCCGCACCUGAGGGUCGAGUCGCGCCGCAAGUAUCUAGUCAAACGAAAGGAUGACAAGCUCAGGGAGCUGGAAGCCGACAUCCAGGAUGACGAGUACUUGUUCGACGAUCAGGUGCUCACGGAGAGGGAGAGGAAGGAGCGGGAGUACAAGAAGACCGUGCUCAAGCUGGCCAAGGACUACGACCGGGUCAAGGACGCCGAAAAGGUGCAGAGGUACGUGAUGCCCGAGGAGGGCGGCACCGUGGACGACAAGUACGUGGAGAUCGACGACAAGGAGAAGAAGCCGGGCUACGAGCAGAAGAAGUGGGAAGAGGACCAGAUGCGGGGCACGGCCCUCUCCUUCGGCGCCCGGGACAAGGCCGAGAAGUACCAUUCCCACGAGUACAACCUCGUCCUGGAAGAUGAGAUCGAGUUCAUAAAGUCACUUCCUCUCGAAGGCACGCGCGAGAAGAAGAAGAAGAAGAAGAAAAAGAAGAGGAGGGAGGAGGAGUCCGAGAGCAGCUCCUCAUCAGAAGAGGAGGAGGAGGAGGAGGAAGCGCCGAAGAUGUCCGAGCACGAGAAGAAGAAGAUGACGAUAGCGGAGGUGAGGCGGAGUCUUCCCGUGUACCCGUUCAAAGAGGCGCUGCUGGACGCCAUCGCAGAGCACCAGGUCCUCAUCAUCGAGGGCGAGACGGGCUCCGGGAAGUCCACGCAGCUGCCGCAGUACUUGUACCACGCAGGGUACUGCAGCGACGGCAAGAAAAUCGGGUGCACGCAGCCCAGGCGGGUGGCCGCCAUGAGUGUGGCGGCGCGCGUCUCGGAGGAGAUGGGCAAGAAGCUCGGCAACGAAGUGGGCUACAGCAUCCGCUUCGAGGACUGCACGAGCGACCGGACCAGGAUCAAGUACAUGACGGACGGCAUGCUGCUGCGGGAGUUCCUGAUGGACCCCAGCCUCGAGGGCUACAGCGUCAUGAUCAUCGACGAGGCGCACGAGCGGACGCUGCACACCGACAUCCUCUUCGGUCUCCUCAAGGACAUAACUCGCUUCCGCUCCGACCUCAAGCUGCUCAUCUCGAGUGCGACGCUCGACUCGGCCAAGUUCUCCGACUUCUUCGACGAGGCGCCCAUCUUCAGGAUCCCCGGCCGCCGAUACCCCGUCCACAUCUACUACACCAAGAGCCCCGAGGCCAACUACAUCGAUGCUGCGGCCGUGACGGUUCUGCAGAUCCACAUCACGCAGCAUUUGGGCGACGUCCUGGUGUUCCUCACUGGCCAGGAGGAGAUCGAGGCCUGCCAGGAAAUCCUCACGGAGAGAGUCAAGGCCCUCGGGAACAAGAUCCGCGAGCUGGUCGUGCUGCCCAUCUACGCCAACCUGCCCUCGGACAUGCAGGCCAAGAUCUUCGAGCCGACGCCCCCGGGAGCCAGGAAGGUGAUCCUCGCCACCAACAUCGCCGAGACGUCGCUCACCAUCGACGGCAUCACGUACGUCAUCGACCCGGGCUAUGCCAAGCAGAACUACUUCAACGCGCGGAGCGGCAUGGAGUCCCUGGUGGUUGUGCCAGUGUCGCGGGCGUCUGCCAACCAGCGCGCGGGCCGGGCCGGCAGGGUGGGGCCGGGCAAGUGCUUCCGGCUGUACACGCAGUGGGCGUUCGAGAACGAGAUGGACGAGAACACGAUCCCCGAAAUCCAGCGCGUGAACCUGGGCAACGUGGUGCUGCAGCUCAAGUCGCUCGGCAUCCACGACCUCAUCAACUUCGACUACCUGGACCCGCCGCCGGCCGAGACGCUCAUCCUGGCGCUGGAGCAGCUGUACGCACUCAAAGCGCUAAACCACAAGGGCGAGCUCACGUCCACGGGCCGCAAGAUGGCCGAGAUCCCCGUCGACCCCAUGAUGUCGCGCAUGAUCCUGGCCGCGGACCAGUACAAGGUGGUGGAGGAGAUCCUGACCGUGGCGGCCAUGCUGUCCGUCAAUGGGGCCAUCUUCUACCGGCCCAAGGACAAGGCCAUCCACGCCGACACCGCCCGCAAGAACUUCUUCCACCCCGACGGCGACCACCUGACGCUGAUGAACGUUUACAACGAGUGGGAGGGCACGGAGUACUCGUCGCAGUGGUGCUACGAGGUCUUCAUCCAGCACCGCUCCAUGAAGCGCGCGCGAGACAUCCGCGACCAGCUGGUGGGGCUGAUGGAGCGCGUGGAGGUGCAGCUCACGUCCAACCCGGGCGACUCGGUGGCCAUCCGCAAGGCCAUCACGGCCGGCUACUUCUACCACGUGGCGCGCUUCAGCAAGGGCGGCAUGUACAAGACGGCCAAGAAGAGCCAGACGGUCAUGAUGCACCCGCAGUCGUGCCUGGUGGAGGACCUCCCGCGCUGGGUCGUGUACCACGAGCUCGUCAUGACCACCAAGGAGUACAUGCGCAACGUGGUCACCAUCGACGGCAAGUGGCUGCUGGAGGUGGCGCCGCACUACUACAAGGACACGGAGGUGCACGACGCCACCUCCAAGAAGAUGCCCAAGACCCUGGGCAAGGCCAGGGAGGAGCUGCAGAAGGACUACAAAUGAGGCUGCCACCUCGUGUAUUCUUACGUAAUGUUGGUCUGUUUUUUAAGAAAAUGUACAUACUUUAUUUAUGUAAGAAAGAAGAAGAGUUUGUCUAAUAAAACUACGAUUUAU